UCACUGUCCCCCUGGUUAGGGCGUGUAGCUAGCUGAGCUUUUAGCCGGGGGCCAGCCAAAUCUGUCGUUCUUUCAAAAUUCUGGUGCCCAAUGUUUAACACGCAGUAGAUAUGGAUUUCGAUGCUUUAUUUAACGAAAGAACAUUUCAGUUUUCUGACUUCCAGGAGUUCACGUUUCUUCCUGGACACCAGAAAUUGUCUGAACGAGUGAGAAAGCGUCUGUAUUAUGGCCUUGACAAAGACAUCUCUUUAGACGCCCUCUCUUGUCCUGUUACAGAUAUUGCCGUUGAAAUCUUCCAGAAUUCUGCCCCAAGCCCAAUCCGAAAGCUCCAGAAGAAAUAUGCUGCUCAUGUUGCCAGGGAGGCUUGUAUUUCUCCUUGUGCUAUGAUGCUAGCGUUAGUUUACAUAGAAAGGCUCCGACAUAGAAAUCCUGAAUACCUACAAAAGAUCUCCUCUUCUGACCUCUUUCUGAUCUCCAUGAUGGUUGCCAGCAAAUAUCUGUAUGACGAAGGCGAAGAAGAAGAGGUUUUUAAUGAUGAGUGGGGAGCAGCUGGGCAGCUGGACGUACAAAAUAUCAACAGCCUGGAGAUGGAUUUCUUAAAUGCCAUUGAGUGGAGCCUUUUCACAGAACCAAGUGACUUCUUUGAUAUUCUAAGUCAGCUGGAAUCCAGUAUUGCAGAGAGACAAGGGAUGAAGCGUGGCUGGCUCACAUACACUGACCUCAGUGUCCUCCUGGAGCAGUCUGCAUGGAGACAAAGCCUGAUGGCCAUCUACCAGCACUUUGCCAAGGUGUCCUGCAUGCUCGGUCUGGUCUACCUGACCAGUGUUGCUGGCCUUUUUGCCACCAGCGCUGUCCUGCACCAGCUCAGUGUCUCCAGGAGCAGCCAUGCCUUGUUUCCAGCUGAAGUCAGCGUGGCCCACCUUCAGACCUCCAGCCUGGACCCAGAAGCUCCUGCUGCAGCCCACCACAUCCCCUGUUGUGUUCUGGCCAACAAGAGUCUGAACCGCCACACCGGUGCACUUCACGUUAACCACCACGGGCACAGCGCCCUAGCCGCGUCCUCCCAGAUGUCUAUUCUAUGUCUCUGGGGCUCGCUGCUCGCCUCAGUUGGUCACAUUCACCCUGAAACCACAUCUGAAACCUGGUCUGCUGCCUCGAUCUUGUGUCCUGGUUGUCUCGCAACCCUCGCGCCACUUCAGUGUGGAAUUAGGAACACCUCAGCACUCUUCAGUCAUCACAGUCACCUCGAUACCCAUGAGCACCGCUCACCCUGGGUGCUUGGUGGUGUGGAACAAGGUCUGAACUCUCAACUAGGAGGGCUUUUCCCUGUGCCGCUGGGAACCUGCAGCCCAUCCUCCAUGUUACCACUAGAUAAAGGCAAAAAUCUGCUUGUGCCUGGUUAGAACACAGCGUUGUUCAAUGCUGUCAUCCUGUGGAGAAUAAACCAGCACUGGUACUCUGGCUCCUCUGCAGCUUCAAGUCACAUUUUGUUUUUGUUUUUUUCUCCAUACCUGCUUCGGGUGACUUCAAUAACACAUCACAGGGUGGAAAUGCACUUACACCAUGAAAUAACCUUUGGUUAGUUUGCCAUAAAUAACACAUGAACGUGCUUAAUGACCUGCUUAAUGUUUGACAUUUUACUUGAUGACCCCAGGAAAUAUAAAGCAAUACCCACCCACCCCCGCACCCCCAAGUCAUGAUAUUGGUAGUUACAUGUUGUAACAUUUAUCACUAAGUUCAGGUGUGUGGGAGUUUGUUGCCAUUGGCUUGUGUUGAGUUGCUAUGUCAACACUGUGCAGAUGCUUGUUGCCUAGCGGGUUUAAGAAAGUGUAGAGAUUUAGCAACAUAUCGCAGUUUGGUUUUGCACUGUUUUUGCACUUGAAGUGUACGUGAGAAGGGACUUGACGGGUUACUAUGUGAAGUGUGCUUUUCUCCAUAUUGUGCUUAGUGUUUAAAAUUGGAGGAUUCUUUAAGACAUUUGAAGCUAUAGCACUGCUUUUUGUUAAACCAAAUGACCUCCUUGUUCUUUUAGAGGGAGCCUCUUGAGUGAAAACAGCUAGUUUAAAAGCUGACCGUCUUCAUCCUUCAGUUUAACCAUAGUUGGUGACUGAAUUGGAAAGUGCAACUGUUGAAAUUUAAGCAGGUUUUGUUUUCCUUAUUUACCUUUGUGUCACUAACAGUGGUGGGCACAGUUCCGCUAAGCACUAAUUGUCUAAGUUAACGUUUUUGUUAGCGGAUUAGCUUUUCAGAUAACUUUGAAAACUGUCGGCGGACCAGUUAGCUUCUGAUAAAUUUAAUUCUGAUAACUUUUAGACUAACUUUUUUUUUUGUGGGCAU
Thalassophryne amazonica is the source of this 2337-nucleotide messenger RNA. RefSeq names its product cyclin Pas1/PHO80 domain containing 1 (gene cnppd1). Bases 111 to 1403 code for a protein of 430 amino acids. Gene Ontology annotation, biological process: regulation of cyclin-dependent protein serine/threonine kinase activity. Lineage: Eukaryota; Metazoa; Chordata; Actinopteri; Batrachoidiformes; Batrachoididae. The transcript is spliced from 8 exons. The record is from RefSeq and is a predicted model, not a curated record. Gene Ontology annotation, molecular function: cyclin-dependent protein serine/threonine kinase regulator activity; protein kinase binding. Gene Ontology annotation, cellular component: nucleus; cyclin-dependent protein kinase holoenzyme complex.